Messenger RNA from Brassica napus (rape), 1301 nucleotides. RefSeq lists its product as uncharacterized. Bases 657 to 1196 code for a protein of 179 amino acids. The record is from RefSeq and is a predicted model, not a curated record. The transcript has a single exon. NCBI's taxonomy places the organism in Eukaryota, Viridiplantae, Streptophyta, Magnoliopsida, Brassicales, Brassicaceae.
UUUCUAAUCUUUAAUAACUGAAUUGUAACUUUUGACUGAUUUGAAAGCGGUGAUAAUCCUAUACUAAUAGAAUAAUAUUUGGGAACGAAAAUCACGUGGUCUGGAAACAUGCUAUAAUACUACAAUGCUUGUAACUGUAUCGAGUAUAUGUCUCCUAAAAUGUGGCUACAGCUUGAGGUAACACUUAGUUUUGAGAAGAAAAACGUUUUAAUUGUUCACUGGAAGAAUAGAUAAAUGAUACUAAUAGGUUUAGAUUGAUAAGAAAACUUAGUGAAUAGUGAAUAUGGACCGAUAGAAAAUAAUUUCUUAGUCUUCAUUUUAAAAAAACAAACAAAGAAAAUAUACUUAGACAAUUAAGAAACAAACAAAACGGCUGAACAGCUAAGAUCUUGCCCGCGUACAGCCCUGAGAGGUCCCACUUGAAAUCCAUUCUUAUGAAAUAAGUUUUUGUUGUCCAUAAACAACUUUACUAAAUUGAAUAUUUAUGUGUAAAUCUCUAUAUUUCCGCGUCGACAACUGCAAAAGCUGCUUUCCUUUUGUAUAAAUACACACCAAGUGUUCACAACUUCUCCCAUCAACACAACAAUCACCUGAAAAACCAAAGCAACGACAAAGAUCAAAGGGCUUACAGCUUCCAUCACAACAAAGAAGUCUUCAUGGGGGAAACAAAAAAGAAAAGCAGAUCAAUCACAAGACAAAGAGCUUGGAGUCUUGUAAGAAUGGCUCUUCUAUGGGGAAGAAAAGGUGGCAUCUUCAAGAAGUGGCACAUGUUCGAGCUACGUAACUUGUUCUCCAAGCAUCUCAAAGCCCUAGCUCAUCAUUCUAACAGCUUUGACAACGGCCGUUAUCUCGGUGAGAAACAGCUCUCUUUCGACGACACCCCGGUUUUUAACGUGAAGAUGCAUCGUCCUGCUUCCAUGAGGUUCCUCUUGCCUUGCAUUGCUCCUUCCGUUGACUUUGAUUACGACUUUGAAUUGGACGGUCAAGAUGAUACCGAAUAUGUUAAAUCAUACGGCUACUACAAUGGUUCGUGCAAUGAGAAAUGUGAUCGUGCGUCUCAGGAUGAUCAUGAAAACGAAGAGGAGAAAGGGGUGGAUGCGAGAGCAGAUGAGUUUAUUGCUAAUUUCUAUGAACAGAUGAAGUUGCAGAGGCAAAUCUCUUGUUUGAAAUACAAAGAACACAAUGAAGUCGUAUGAUGAUAAUUAACAAAAGGGUUUUCACUUUAUUCACUAUAUAGAUGUUUCUUGUCUUAAUCCUCCUUUUUGUGUUUUCUUUUCAAUUUUGGUGAAAUACAUUACAUA